Messenger RNA from Xyrichtys novacula (pearly razorfish), 9024 nucleotides. NCBI's taxonomy places the organism in Eukaryota, Metazoa, Chordata, Actinopteri, Labriformes, Labridae. The record is from the annotation of a GenBank genome assembly.
AUGCGCAGCGGGCGGAGCCUGCGGAAGUCCUGACGGGAAGGUCUUUUUGUUUGGGCCGCUGAGAGUCUCGUCACUUGGUUUUGAUUCCCCUGGUUCACAACCGUUUUUUAUCUGCAUUAAUUUCGGUGAGUCUCGGUCUUUUCACCUUCCUCACGCUGUCUUACCCCUUAAGCUUCUUCUAAAUAGGAUAAAUCGUCGUGUUAUUGUGUGUUUUAUGGUAUUUUUGACGGGCGCCGCUGGAGGGCGAAUUCAGGUUUUCUCUGGAUAAGCUAGCUCACUUAGCGUUAGCCGCUUUAGCGCUCACUGACUUCAACUGUACAGCGUAAAGAAUUAAAAAUAUUAUGAUGACACUUCGAGAAUCAGCUCAGUUUGAUUGAUCUUUAUCGUAUUGUAGUGGUUUUCAGUGAGUCAGCGGUGUUUUAGUUGAAUUUAAAGAGAUUUUAUUGGUCGGUUAGCAGGCCCGGCUGACGACCAUCAGCUCGGCGCAUGGUGAGGCCCGGAGUUAGCCGGAGCUAACCUAUAGUUAGCCCGCUGGAGGUGGGAAAAUCUCUCUGUGUUCGUGUUGAUACUUAUGAUUCACCUCCAAAGUAUAUUUCAUUAAAACUAAAUUCGGAACGAUACUGUAAAUAAAAGCUGAACCCCCAGUUUCUGGCGUUAAUCCCAGGUGGUUCGGUAGUUCCUCCUCUUACAGUCUUUGUCUGCCUUCGCUUUGGCAUGGGGAGUAAUUACAACGGGUGACUGUGAUUUAACACUGAUUUCGCAGUUUAUUCUAGGAUAGACUUAAUUUAUUUUAACAGACAUGUUAACUCAAUGCCUCAAUCAGCUUUUAAAAUAACUAAAUUUACGUGGUUUUGUCUGUAUGAUUUCUGAAGGCCUUUCAUAAGGAGCGGAUCAGUGUCAAAAUUUAACAAUAGUUAUUAAGUUUGUCCAAAGGAAUACUUAAUAAAGCUUUAGGGGAAAAUUACAAUAUUAAAGCCUCACAUUAACAUCUUUAAAAGAAGCCCAUUGUGUGAUUUUUAUCACUAUAUUAAGCGUUUAAUAAAUCUUUUACUUUUAAUUGUGUUUACGACCCUUUCGAGUUCACAAAAAGCUCACAGGUCUGAGGAGAUGUAGAUCUUAAAACUGCAGGAGAAUCCAAAAUUUCCAAAUUGUUCCUCACUGUUUUUUUUUUUUUUAUCUUCAUCUCAGAUCUGUCCCAUUUUUUUGGCUUGUUUCUCAUGAACAUCCUGUGUUUUAGUGACUGGUAAUAAUAGCAGGAACAAGGGUUUAAGGUAAACAUAAAAUAAUCAAACUUUAUUGUGCAGGAAAGAGAUUUGUCAACCACUCUGGAGUUAUUUUAUGUGACCAAAAUGAGCUGUGUGUUUAAUAUUAUGCAGAAUUAAGCAGCAGAAAACAAACUCACAGCUUUUGUCUCAAAGAUUUGCUGUCAGAUUUGAGUAAUGUCAAGUGUUGAUGGUAAACUUGUGAUACCGCCUUGGAUCCCUCCCAAGUUACACCCAACCGUUGGCAGAAGAACGUGUAAUUAAAGUACAGGCUUUGUCCUCUUCACUCAAGAGUCAACGUGCAGCCUGUCAGUGCCAACCUGAGUAAAUAUUAACUCUGUUUUUAUCCUUUCAGGGUGUCUUUUAUGAAUAAUCAAAAGCAGCAAAAGCCAACGCUAACCGGCCAGCGUUUCAAAACGAGGAAAAGAGGUUCGUCUUCAUUGUUUCAUGUUUUCUACUUUGUGUUUUAAAGAUCUGAAAUCUUCCUGGUUCUUUUUUACCCCACUAAGUUCAGUGUGUUUUCUCUCCCCCCACAGAUGAAAAGGAGAGAUUUGACCCUACUCAGUUUCAAGAAAGUAUCGUACAAGGCUUGAACCAAACUGGCACUGAUUUGGAAGCGGUUGCGAAGUUCCUUGAUGCCUCUGGCGCCAAGCUUGACUACCGCCGAUAUGCAGAGACACUCUUUGACAUCCUGGUGGCCGGUGGAAUGCUGGGUGAGUUGUCUUAAAACGCACCAUCCGUAAGCAUGUAUUUUUCAUCGAACAGGGAGACAAUCCACAUCACCUUAUUAAUUGACAUGACUGUUUUUACUUUUCUCCUCUUCAGCCCCAGGCGGUACUCUAUCUGAUGACAUGACCCGCACUGAGUACUGCCUCUUCACGGCACAAGAAGACCUGGAGACCAUGCAAGCAUAUGCUCAGGUAGGACACAUGUUUAUACUGUUUUCUUAUCACUUCCUAAAUAACAGCCAAAGUUUACAGCCAUCUGGGUUCACAUUCCUUCAUUCACAUAAUACGUUAACAAAGAAGUCACAAUAAAUUGACUUUAAUGUGGUUAUACUUUUCUAACUUUCAGGUUUUUAACAAGCUGAUCAGGCGUUACAAGUACCUGGAGAAGGGUUUCGAAGAGGAGAUCAAGAAGGUGAGUGUGUUUUCAACAUGACGUCUUAUUUUGUGCGUGUGUGUGUGUCGCAGGACUUGUUUUGAGCUCCGCAGUCUGAUUAUUUUCUGGCAAGCCGGUUAAACACGUCCAACAACAGCUGUCAGCGUGUUUAUUUAAGCCGACACACAGACUUGCACUUGCUUGGUGAUUUAACGAUAAUUCCACAGGGCUGACAAAGCCAAGAGUGGCAGUUAAGUUCACGGCCACAAAGACAGCAGAUUUAAAUUUGUUUAACAACAAGAGGCACCACAGAUCAGAGGAGAAAAGAUCUCCGACCGUCUGCUCUACGGAAACUUUGUCACUUUUUCUCAUGAUUUGUAAUUCUGGUUUUUCUUUUCUGUCUUUAGUUGCUGCUGUUCCUAAAGGGGUUCACCGAGUCUGAGCGCAACAAGCUGGCCAUGCUGACUGGCAUCCUGCUGGCCAACGGCAACAUAUCAGCCUCUAUCCUGAACAGCCUCUUCAACGAGAACCUCGUCAAAGAAGGUGAGAACAACCCCCCAGAAAACCUGAUCUUUCCUUUCUGUAAAAAUGAAACGAUAAUAAAAACACGUUUCUUUAUUUUCAGGAGUAUCCGCAGCCUUUGCCGUUAAGCUGUUCUCAACUUGGAUCAAUGAGAAGGACAUCAACUCAGUUGCUGGCAGUCUCCGCAAAGUCGGCAUGGACAACAGGCUGAUGGUAAGGACCUGUUUUUAUCUGUGUCUGAAAAAUCAUCUGGAUUCCUUUGAACGACCUCCGUAGAGGUCCCUCCAUCCUCUUACAGAUAUUCGCAGCAGCUGCAUGUGAACUUUAAAUAUCUCUGCCCCACAGGAGCUCUUUCCUGCCAACAAACGGAGCUGCGAGCAUUUUUCUAAGUAUUUCACCGACGCCGGGCUGAAGGAGCUGUCCGACUUUGCCCGCAACCAGCAAUCCAUUGGCGCCCGCAAGGAGCUGCAGAAGGAGCUCCAGGAGCAGAUGUCCCGUGGUGACCCUCAGAAGGAGGUGAGAUUGCUGCUUCGGGUCAUGGUUUGAACCACUUCCUGUUAUUGUGGGAGUAUAAAACCAGAAACUCCAAAAGCACUGUUCAAGUUAAGAAGAAUUAAAUGUAGAGGAAUCUUGUUAGUCAGCUUGUUCUUACACAGGAGUGGGUGUUUUUUUCUUUUUUUGCAUGCAAAGCAAUCUGCAGGAGAUAAACAUGAGAGCAGAUAGUCUUUGUUAUCAGGUCCAGAUUUUUGUACUUUGAUUACACAGUUGGAUAUCGUUCAGGAGGUGCAGGUGUGAUUCUUUACUUCCUCAUUGUCCUCUUUGGUAACAGAUUUAUCGCCUUCAUUUUACCACUUCCCCUGUUGCCAUGUUGCAUAAUUUUGUUUGUAGCUGACGCACCAAGAGCUCGUGCUGUAAGUGCUUAACCGUGCAGUAACAAAGGGGGCUGCACAGUGAGUCAUGCAGUUGAAGUGAUUUAUUAGAGGCCUGAUGGUAACAGUUUUAUAAGCACCGAUCACAGAUUUCACUUUUUUUACUCGAGUGCUUGUCAGUGUGAGUUUUUGGUUGUUUGGAGGCCCCUCUCAUCCUGCUGUGUUUGUCCUUCAGAUUAUCGCCUUCACCAAAGAGGAGAUGAAAAAGUCCAACCUCUCUGAACAGACCAUGAUCAGCAUCAUCUGGACCAGCGUGAUGAGCUGCGUGGAAUGGAACAAGAAGGAGGAGCUGGUUACCGAACAAGCCAUCAAACACUUGAAGGUACGUGUGAGGAAAUUUCCAGGUGUGAAAUACAGUUUUCAACAAACGCUGCAAUCCACUGAGUGCAUUAGGCAACGAGGAAUGAACCUGGCAGAUGUGACUGCAGGUCCUGGCAGGUCUGGAAAUGUUUGAACAUAAAGGUCCUGCAUGUUAUAUUAAGUGCUGUAUCAGCAACAGAGAUGAAGUAGUCAGACUGUCUGUUAAACUUGAGGGAAAAAUGUGAGAUAUGGAACUGUGCCAUUAAAAUCCAGCAAGUUUUCUACAUGCAAAGCAGAAUAAAUGAAAAAAAACAGGUGCUCUGUGGGUCAUUACAACAAAGUUUCAGGUUUCUGUUCUGAUUCGCAGCUACACUCUCCUCGUGUUUGCACAGACUGUCACUUUGUGCAGCAGCUGGAUCACAAUAAUAACUCCUGUGGUGGACGAGGUAAUGCCAAAUCUCUUGAGUGCAGACAGCCUCCAAUUAUCCCGCCCAGUUCAAGAAUAAAAUCCGCUGCAAACUUCAUGUUUUCACCCUGAAGUAAUCCUGCUGCUUUGGUGAAAUUAAACCUCUGUGAGAUUAUCAUGGAAGGAGUGAAAGUAGAUUAAGAGAGGGACAAGAAAGAGCUUUGACAUGAAGUCUCGAUCCUGCUGCAAAUAAAACACCUGAACAUGCAUCUAACGUAGCUUCAUCCUGCCUUCUUCUUUCUGCAGCAAUACAGCCUCCUGCUGAAAGCCUUCACCUCCCAGGGUCUGUCUGAGCUCAGUCUGCUGCUGAAGAUCCAGGAGUACUGCUAUGACAACAUUCACUUCAUGAAGGCCUUUCAAAAGAUCGUGGUGCUGCUCUAUAAAGGUCAGUGUCAUAUUCAGCCUCAGCCAUCCCUGAUUCAACACAGACUGUCCUCUCAGAGCGCCUCAUUGGGGUCGUUUUCUAACAUUGAACCUCAGUGUUUCCAUCCCAGUGCUCAGCUGCACUUUGAUAAAACAGAAAAUCAGGACUGAUUAGAUUUCAACACGUUUUCAGAUCCUGAUACUGAGAUUUUCUAAAAUUCUACUGAGAAGUGAGAGGCUGUUUUUAUUUGAAGGAAUGUGCAGCAUCUGUUCUCUGUCAUUAAAAGUGCUUUAAAGCUGAAUGAAGUCUUAGAAACUGAAGUAAAAGCAGUCCUUCUGAAGCGUCAGUUCAGAUAAUUUCUUUUUAUAUCAGGUCCUGGAGAUUAUAUUUGAUGUAACAUUAGCACGGCUCUGACACUCUGCUCUCUGCCUUCAAACAGCGGAUGUAUUAAGCGAAGAGGCCAUACUGAAGUGGUACAACGAGGCCCACCUUGCCAAGGGGAAGAGCUUUUUCCUCGAGCAGAUGAAAAAAUUUGUGGAGUGGCUGAAAAACGCCGAGGAAGGUAAAAGCAAAAGCACACGACACCCACAUCCGCUCACCCCGAGGUGGUAAAUGUUUCUCUGCAGAUAAUCUGACAUGUCAAAGCAGGAGAAAUUCUGCUCUCGCUCGUUUCCAUUUCAGUUCCAAAGAAGCAAAAGAAACACGAUGACGAAACCAAAAUGUUGUGACAGCUGAAGUCUUGAUGAUGACUGUAGGGCAGUGACAGUUUUGAAGGGUUUAUUUAGGAUUUCUGUUUUUAAAAGGACUCUUUUAAAAAGGUGCAAAUCACAAAAUUAUCUUAGAUUGAGAGAGAACCUUUUAGUUUCAGGAAAUGUGUCUUUUAUAAGAUGACAAAUCCAGGGGUUGUAAUGAUGGACGGUGGUGAACAUAUGAGAUAUGUAAAAGAGCCUGGAUAUAUAUAUUUUCAAAUAAAUCACAUUUGAGCUAUUUACAGUUCCUCUGCUGUGGAAAACAGUUUUUUCCCUCCUCUGGGUCUUUUUAAAAGGUCUUAAAAGGUCUGAAAUUGAACUGCAGCAGCUCUGAAAUGGUCAAAACGAGUAAAUGUCUGCUCAUCAGUAAUUAAUCAAAAACAUCCAGACUGUUUUUGACGUAACAGAAAACCUGAGAAAUGGUUUUAGUCGUUCUGAUCAGGUUCUUUAACUUUUGGGUAGUUUAAUGAAGAUUUUUUUUUGCUCUAAUUUCAAGUGAAAAAACUUAAAAUAACCCCAGUUUGAUCCUCACAAAAGCUUUGGGUCCAAAUGUAGCCCACUUUAAUCAGUUUUAGUUUGAGCAGCGUGUGAUAGUGAAAGGUUUUAGUGUCAUAACUAAACUUCCAGUGAUCACUUUGUUGACAAUCAUGUUUUUUUCUGUCCUGCAGAGUCUGAAUCUGAAGAGGAGGAGACAGACUAAAAACCUCUGCCGCCAGAUGAGCUGUUUUCUUUUUCUUUUUUUUUUCUUUUUUAUAAGUAGCAGCAGGAGCAGUAAAAUGUGUUUCCCUUCUUUCUAUUCUACCUCCUGUUACUUAUUCUUUAUUCCCCCAAACAGACACAUUUUUCCUCCAUUUCAAAACAUCUAAAUGUUAUUUUUCUCAAUGAGAAGGGCUCGGUCCUGAUUCCUAACCUGUUUGGAUCAUGUGGUAAAAGAGAAAUACUCCCCUCUUUAUUUUUGGAUACUAUUAUUGUUGUAAUUUGGAUAAAAAAAGAUUCCAUGUGAUCUCGAAGGUCCCUGCAGUCCGACGGACAAAUCUGAACCCAGAUUUGUGUCUAAGUCGCCUUUUUGCCAAGCGACUGGGAUGAAAAAUAUUUUGCCAAAGUGUAUUUUUCUGAAUUUUAUCUCCCACUCUCGAGUCUUUAUGAUUUCGCCCAGCUCAUGUUUCAGCUCCUGUUGGGUCUUAAACUUAAACGCCUUCUCUCUUGACUUUCGGGUAAACCUGUACCGCGUGUCGAGUUCGGUUCGUCAGAAGACACGCCCCCCUCCGUAAGAUGCCUCGCCAGCUAACGGAUUAUUAUUGGUUUCUACUUUCUUUAAUCUGAUAUAAACCGAUUGACUUUUUUAUGAAAUAAAGAUUAUUGAAAUGUUGCUGCUGUGUCGUUUGUUUUAUUUCACGCUGUAAAGAAACUCAGGUGAUGCAGGUAAAUAUCACACCUUUGAUCUCAGAGUAAGUAAAGUGUAAACUGAUCCCUACCUUUGAUGGAGGAAGUCUUUCUUUAAACAUUCAGAAUAAGCUGAUGUUUAUGAAGAGAAAAGCAUGUCUAAUUUAUGCUUUCUUAGGGCCUCUCACCUCCCCUGAACCCUGAAAAUGUCCCCUGCCCACCAUCAGUGAAGAUCCUCACACCCCCUGAAUGCACCUCGAGGAAAGAGGCGGCGUCCAAAAAAGGUUAAAGAGGUGACUUCUCACACAGCCGAACUCUGCAGUACAACAGCAAUCAGUGUAGAAACGAGACAGACGUUUAGAUUUUUAUUGUACAAAAAUACAUUUUUCUUCAAGCAGCCUUCAGUAUCUGUGAUGUGCAAAGGACACAGUUGUCAGGUAUUCAAGUUUAUACAGUCAUGUUACACAUUAGAUUUAGAGGUAGGCCUUCAUAUCUCGAACAGGUUUGAGGUAGUGUGCAACAUUUCCCUGUGAUGGUCGUGAACCACACAUGCUGCAGAAGUAAAUAUUAAGGGAUCAGGAAACCAAACGCUUCAGCCCUUAUUUCCUCAUUCCUGUGCUCUCUAAGUUUCAUGAUUUUUUUUUUAAAGUGAUACAGAGAUUGUGCAACAAUGCAAACGUAAACAAGUCACCACACUGCAAAUAUGUGUAUCAUAACCAAACAGCUGAGAGGUUCACAAAUGAGAGAGUGUCUCUUUCAGUCUGAGGAUCUGAAGUAGAAAUGAAGUGGUUACCUUUGGGGGAAGAUUUGGCUUCAAAAAGGAACAAUUUGGACAUAUUUAGGUUCUACAGGUCUGAUUUGGAUAAAAUGUGAAAACCAUCCAGACUUAUUUUAGUAAAAACAAACCACUCAGAUCCUUUUUCUUUCAUUUCUUUUCAUGCAUCUGCAUGUAAUUGUACUUGUACUAUCUAAAAAGUGUCCUUUGGCCUGCUCUAGGAAAAACUUAAGUGACUGAAAAUGGUUUUCUCUUUCUUUGUCGUGCUUUGCAAAGUGACAGAGAAGUAGGUUAAAUCUGCAGAGGAUUCAGCAAGGCACCAUCUGAACGUAAAGCUUCCAAAAUGACUUUGACUGGUUUCCCCUCGUCCAUGUUUGUCCGUUUUAUCUCUUAGAGUUGUGCAAAGUUUGAGCCUCAGAUUUUUGCACCUAUCCUGGUUAAAUAUUCAUCUUGUUGGGUUUAGUUCAUCUGUUUUUGCUUUGAGGGUUACAGUGCUGUCAGUCAGAGAAAAGAGCGUUUUAAUUCUUUAAGAGAUCACGUUGACUUUUGCAAAGGUGCGGAUUAGCUCGACAGAAACAAAAAUUUAAAGUGUUAGCCUCAGAUAAAGUAGUGCUAGAUGUGUGAUUAAAACCGCAGUCUUUAAGAUGUAAAGAUGAUCCUCACAGUUUGAACUCUUCAUCACUAUCCGGUUAGAGAGGUUAAGGAACCGAUGUGUCUGACUGCACUUGAACGCAGCAUCAGAGCCCUUCAACUGACAGCAACCGCUGCAGUAGCUGCUCUUCAGUUUCCUUCAUGUGACUGAAGGCGGCAAAGCUUUUUUUUAGGCGCUGGGCAUGAGGUCGGGCUGGGGGGGUAGUUUAUACUACUCGUGGGACCAAAAUAGCCCCCCCGUCAGGUGCAACUUUACACACCGGCUCAGGUUACAGCUCAACCAAAACACAGAGGUUCAGAGGCACACAGACGGGCGUGAACAGAAAGUGCUUUUCAGUGUAAAAUCUGUUUGUUUCUCUAGUCUAAUCCAAAAAUAAAUAAUUUAUAUGUAUGUACAAAAUCCUACAGGUGUAAACAACACGGAGGUGGAGUCCUCGUCUGUCUGCAGAGGCUUCACAUCACACUGCAGCUGAGUGUUUCCCUCCAUCUCUGAGCUGUGGAGGCAGAGAAACGGUCAGUUUU